AUGGCCGACGCAGGUCUUUCAUCAACCGAGCAGGACCCUUACACGGCGGCCGUCAGGGUCCUCGCGCCCAUCACAGCCCUCGGGUGGCUGUUCUUCGGGAUGAUAUGCGUCCUGUCCAUCAACGGCCGGGGGCGAGCCGGGCGGUGGGUGCCCGAGUGGUAUCUGGACACGCUGGGGACGAGGAGGGACCGAGCCUGGCUGGUCGGCUGGUGGGUGGUGGUGCUGGUCCUGUGGCCCGUCAUCCUGCCAAUGGUCCUGGGGAAGCGAGUUGUCGACUGGGCGAGGGCAUCCUGCGGCGGGGAGCGAGGUGCUGCCACCACGACGCAAUUGGAGGAGGGAGCGGGACCGGGCCUGGGGAAGAAGACGAUGGGCAAGGGGGGAUUCGGGUGGUGGUCAUGGAGAGGACGGAAGGGGGCGAUGAAGCUGGGGAGUGAGGACAGUGCUGAGGGCAAGACAUCGAAGUGA
Molecule: messenger RNA, 465 nt
Organism: Clonostachys byssicola
Lineage: Eukaryota; Fungi; Ascomycota; Sordariomycetes; Hypocreales; Bionectriaceae
Source: the annotation of a GenBank genome assembly